Vidua macroura (Pin-tailed whydah) is the source of this 3425-nucleotide messenger RNA. RefSeq names its product purinergic receptor P2Y14 (gene P2RY14). Gene Ontology annotation, cellular component: membrane. Gene Ontology annotation, molecular function: G protein-coupled purinergic nucleotide receptor activity. Gene Ontology annotation, biological process: G protein-coupled receptor signaling pathway. The transcript has a single exon. NCBI's taxonomy places the organism in Eukaryota, Metazoa, Chordata, Aves, Passeriformes, Viduidae. The record is from RefSeq and is a predicted model, not a curated record. Bases 1 to 1014 code for a protein of 337 amino acids.
AUGGUCAACUCCAGCACCAACUCCUCAGGAAACAACUGCAGCCACAGCACGGUGAUCACCACAACAGUCAUCCCGCUGCUCUACUGCUUCAUCUUCCUCGCAGGGCUCUCGCUCAACGCCCUGGCAGCCUGGGUCUUCCUCUACGUUUCCAGCACAAAGAGUUUUAUUGUCUAUCUCAAGAACAUCGCUGUGGCCGACCUCCUCAUGAGCCUGACGUUUCCUUUCAAAAUCCUGGCAGACUCGGGAAUUGCGCCUGCAGAGCUCAGCCUGUUCGUGUGCCGGUACUCGGCGGUUGUGUUCUACAUGAACAUGUACAUCGGCAUCGCCUUCUUCGGCCUCAUAGGCUUCGACAGGUACUACAAAAUCGUGAAGCCUUUGUUCACCUCCUUUGUUCACACAGUUAACUACAGCAAGGCGGUCUCUGUAGUCAUAUGGAUGCUAUUAAUGAUUAUGUCGUUUCCAAAUAUGAUUUUAACUAAUGAAAUCACUAAAGACAAUUACUCCAGAAAAUGUAUAGGUCUUAAAAGCGAGCUUGGCAGACAGUGGCACAAAGCAACAACUUAUAUUUGCACAGGGAUUUUCUGGAUUGUUUUUUUUCUGCUAAUCGUAUUUUACACUUCUAUUUCCAAAAAAAUAUACAGCUCUUACAAAAAAUUCCGGAGGAGCUCAGACAUGGCCAAGAGAAAAACCAGCCGGAACAUAUUCACCAUCAUGUUUGUGUUUGUCAUUUGCUUUGUGCCCUACCACCUCUGCAGGACCCCUUACACCUUGAGCCAGACCAGCUCCCACUUCACCUGCCAGUCCCAAAAAUCGCUGUACUACGCCAAGGAGUUCACUCUGGUGCUGUCUGCAGCAAAUGUCUGCCUUGACCCCAUUAUUUAUUUUUUCCUCUGCCUCCCCUUUAGAGAAAAGCUGUAUCAAAAACUGCACCUCAAGCUGAAAACUUCCAGUGAGGUGGAAAUUUCUAAAUCCAGAAGAUCAAAUACGCUUCGGGAAAGUAUAAACAUAGUGUAGGUUUGUGUCUCUACAAUAAUGCACAUUUCAGGAAGUUAUCCAUGAACACAAAUGUCCCGAAGACACAGAGCACGUGACAAGCAGCAAAAAGCAGGAGAGGGGUUCAGCAUAACAUCAGGUGCUCCUUCUCUGCCUAAGCCCACUAUUGCAUGUGCCAAUAUAUUCAACAUAUUCACUGUUCCAGCUAAUGCCCCGAUUGCAUUAGGGUGUGACACGACCCAUCUGGAUCUCAGAAACAGAGAGGAUACCUGGAACAGCACAUUCUGGAGCUCCAGGCCGUGGGUCUCUGAAAGGACCAUCCAGCAGACCCAAAACCACACCAGUCUGCUUCUCUGGGCUCCCAUGGACACAAACAUGUCCACACCAAACUGUAGCAACUCCCUCGCUGCUGGUGCAGAAAGAGGCAAGAACAUCACGGGGCUGUCUGGGAACACACAAGUACAGCUGUGUAAAAACUCUGGUACAUUUAAAUCCAGAAAGAAUGGUUUGCUGGUUUUCCCGUGAUUUUUACACAACAGUAAAGCAUUUCUGUCUGUACCAAGAAAACAACUGAAAGCCACCGACCUGCUCUAUACAAAUAUAAUCUCUUUUAUAACUUUAUUUUUCAGAGCAGCUUUUUUUUAAAUUGAUUUUAUUAUUGUACAGGAAAAAUAUACCAGGGCCUAAAGUAUCUGCUAAAGCAUUCAGAGAGCGGCUCUGGAGCUGAAUGUCUUCAUUUUACUUAAGAAGCUAUAGGAACAGAAAUAACAAGUCCUUCACCUUUCUGCCACUGCAUUUUGUUUUAGUCCAAACAGAUCUAAGGGUGAAAAUUUUUUAAACAUUUGGUCCUUGCACCUUCUCUGAGGCUGUGGGUAACGUCUCUUGAUCCAAGACCACUGGUCAGCAGCAGCAGGAUUCUACCACACCACAGGACUGUACUCCAGCUAAAGGUCUGGACACCUCCACUGGGUUCAACACAGCCUUUGGAGCAAAUCCUGCUCCAUUUCCCACCAGGUGCAGAGUAGUUCCAGCCCAGUCCCAGUGGGCAGCAGUACCCCACGCCUGGAGCAGCCUGGGGGUCCCUCAGACUGUGGGAGCUGGGGGUCGCAGCCUGAACCUGCCCACGGGGACUAUAGCUGUGUGCUGGUUGUGUUUGUUAAAGAAAUUGCAUAAAAGAUAUUUAUACGGUUCUUUCAGAGCUCCCUGACUCUGUCAAACUGAGGCUCUGCAGGCUCUGCCCUCCAAGCAAGGGAACCAGCCUGCUGGGGAAGGGAAUCCUGUGCUUUGUGGGAGAUCUUUUGUCAUUUAUGGCAAAAGCAUUCAGUUCCCUACAUGGCAGGGCUUGGUACUUGCCUACAUAAAUUUACAUAAUUGCAGCUGUGAAGGAUCACUGGCAUAGAUAGAUGGAAGUACUUCCACAAUAUAAAUUUGAAUAACUUUUUAAUUGUUUUGCAAGCUUUGAAAAAAUUAUUUAUAUUGUGGAAUUUGUUUCACACCUCACCAGAUUACUGAUAUUAGAAUGACAAGAAUCUAAUGCAGGCACCAGGGAAAUAGAUGCUGAUCAAAACCUGUGUUCAAAAGGGAUGCAACAUUUCCAGCUUUUCAUUCAUGCUGAAAAAAUCCUCCUCCAAGAGCUUCCCUAGUCAGGAAACCGUUCCACACCCCUGAUCCUCCUGCAGUCCCACCCUGUGAGUGACAAGUGCCAAGGAGCACCAGGGUCAAACCAAGCCUCUGAUCCAUCUCCUCUCCUUCCUCCUUACUUUGCUGGAUGAACUGAGGCCAAUUUUUUUUCAGCCCUGGGUAAAUUAAUCCUUUCACAUCUUUCCCAGCACAUCAGGCCUCAGAUAGCCCAGCCAGCUCCUCACACACUCAGGGAACUACUCACAUUCCAAGAUCUGCUCUCUUCCCAAAACGCUUCUGCAGGAAGGGCAGACCAUUACGCAGUAAAGGUUUACCUAACCAUCACUUUGUCUUUUUAGACCUGGAAAAGUUCCCUGAUCUGUAAACUGACUCUGCAGAAAAGGGGAGACUGGCUGACAGAGACACACAGACAGAAACAACUGCCAGUGCUGCAGUUUGGGCUUAAAAAAGCCCUACAAGUAUAGGGAGAUCAGCUUUGCAUGAGCAGAACACCACAAAAUGAGUUGAUGUUUGCUCACAGCUGGACACAGGAUCAUUCCUGAUUAUUAAGCUUUGCAAACAUUUUGACAAAUACGGUCUGAACUUUCAGUUUAUAACUAAACCUAGAACCAGACAUUCUUCAUCUGCUCCUCCACAAAGCUCUGGUGCAGGGUUUGUAAAUUCCUGUGAAUUCUCAAUUACAACCAAGGGCCACCAGUUGGAGUUUCAGUAUUGCUGUCACUACUUCACCCCCAGCAUGGUGUCAGACCUUUUCUCAUGGUUUCCCAAACCAAACAGACAAAAAAUAAAGA